AUGCAUGGGGCGGUCCUGGCUCGACGCGUUGCCGCAGGUCUGGGUCCUGAAACCACCCUCUACAUCGACCGCCGAUUUUCGGACCCCUGUACCGAGGAAGAGACGUUCCAGGCAAGGGCAUUCGAUCUGCCCCUGCGUCCCCUGCUACGGCAGGUUUGGGAGGAGUUCGAGGCGGUGGUGCUCUUUCUUCCCGUUGGCGCCGCCGUCAGGCUGGUGGCACCCAUGCUGAAUGACAAGCGCACCGACCCAGCGCUUGUAUGCGUCGAUGACGGCGGGCGGUUCGCCAUCAGCGUGGUCUCGGGACACCUUGGGGGCGCGGAUUCUCUUGCUGAGAGGGUGGCCGCCGUAUUGGGAGCGGAGGCGGUAAUCACCUCCGGGUCACACGCAACCCAGACCAUUGCCGUUGACCUGUUGGGUCGCGAGUUCGGCUGGACGAUCGAGGCAGAGUCAGCGGUUAUAACCAGGGCAAGCGCUGCGGUGGUGAAUCGGGAGGCAGUGGGGAUCUUUCAGACCGCCGGCGAACCCAACUGGUGGCCGGCGAGUUUGCCCUUGUCGCCCAACAUCAGGCGCUACGAUACCUUGGAUGCUCUUAGCGGUUCAGGAUGCGCCGCCGCUCUGGUCAUAACCGAUGAACGAGACCCGUAUAUCAGCGUUGGGACGACGUUGCAGGACGCCCUGCGCGGUACCCACGUGGUACUCUACCGGCCCCGCAGUCUGGUGGUCGGGAUGGGCUGUCGGCGUGGUGUCCCAGUUGAAGAACUGGAACGCCUGCUCGUCGAUACUUUCGAAGCGAACAAUCUCUCCCUGAGCAGCCUGGAAUGUCUGGCGACAGCAACCCUGAAACGGGAUGAACUGGGUCUGCUGGCACUGGCCGAAAAGUACUCAGCGUCGUUCUCAUGUUACGAAGGCGACGUAUUGAAUAGCGUGUACGACAGCAAUAUUGAUUUAGCAGGCAACACCAACCCGGCUGAAGUCUCAUGCGCGUCCCCAGUGCCGGAUGACGUCUCCCGCCCGGGGGAGCUUCACCCAUCGUCCAACGCACGGCGUCUGGUGGGCGUCUGGGGCGUCGCCGAACCAGCCGCCCUUCUGGCGUCAGGGGCAUCCAGGUUGUUGGUGUCCAAGCAGACCGCAAGCCGGGCGACCAUUGCGGUUGCACGCAGAGAAUACGCUCAGGGCGCCUUGGCCAAAGUCAAAUAG
This is a messenger RNA of Geodia barretti, 1197 nucleotides long. The record is from the annotation of a GenBank genome assembly. Lineage: Eukaryota; Metazoa; Porifera; Demospongiae; Tetractinellida; Geodiidae.